AGGGUCAUUGGAUAAUUUUUACCAAGUAGUAUUAAUCAGAGGAUGUUCACUUUAACAUUUUGACCUUUCUCUUUGUUCUUGCUUAUUUUGACUUUAAAAAGUUACUGAGGAAAAUUAUGAGAAACAGAGAAUAAAAUGGUUGAUUUGAAUGUGGUGAUGGACGACGCAAAAGCUUUUAUAGGAGAGAAGGUUAAUGUGGGUAAUCUGAACAAUGUGCUGAGGCAAAUGGGACUAGUACUGACUGAUGAGGAGAAUAAGGAGCUGUUGAAAACUCUGCCCAUUCAUGCUGAUGGAAGAGUAUAUAAGAAGAGAUUGCUAAAAGGUGUGAAAGCACUCAAUGGACCAAGGGUCAAACUCAAAAAAGUGAAAUCCCUUGUGGAAGACAUGGGAAUUAGACUCAAUGAUGAGGAACUUGAGGAAAUAUUGACUGAUGUGUCAACUGAUGAUGAUAGAACAGUUGGUCUGAAUGAUUUGAUGAAUGCUGUCAGUUGCAUAAAGGGAGAGGUGAUGGAUAUCCAGGACGUGGACACCUUUCUAGCCAGUGAGGGGAUCGAGCUCACAGAAGACGAUAUGAAGGAGCUGAUGCCUCAUUUGACAGUUAAAGGAAAUGGGAAGGUUAGAGUGCCUUCAAUAAUGGCGGGCCUGAAGAAGUUUAAACCAAAAGGACUCGCGCCACUACACAAGUUGAUGAAAACUGAACACGAUGCUACAGACAGAGUUAUUGGCCCCAUGGCAGUUUCUGAUAUUAAAUCAAAAGUUAAGCUGAAUCCUCUAACAAAAGUACCCAGCUCCCAUGGCAAGAGGGAUAAAGAUUUACCAGGAUCUCUCCCGUGCCAAUUACAGCACAAAGAAAGGAAGCUGAAUGCUUCACAAAUACAAGCCUUCCAAGAUGCCUACAACUUCUUUAACAAGGAUAAAACUGGCUGUAUUGAUUUACACGGAAUGAUGUGCACUCUAGCCAAGUUGGGAAUGAAUCUAACCAAGCGUGAUGUCUAUAAUGAAUUAAAAUGUGCUGAUAUUGAUGGGGAUGGAAAGGUGAAUUUCUCAGACUUCACAAAGGUGUUAACAGAUAAGAACCUCUUUCUUAAAGCUGUGGUUCCAGAAAAGGAGAAAUGUUUAGAUUUAGCUGGCAACCCAGGGAUCCUGUUGUUUGAAAUCCUAUCAAAGCUUGUAGAGACUUCAGCCUUACCCAGAAAGGCUAUAAUGGAAAUAGUAAGCUAUUUCCAAAGAAAAUUCCAGGAAACCAGGUCAGGAAUGUUAUGGAAUCCAUACACCAUGGCUUAUGAAAAAAGGGGAUUUAAGCAAGACAUAUGCACCCCUCCCAGCUCAAGCACAGCUGCCUUUGCCAAUGCUGCCCGGACUGCAAUAAUGAAAGAAAAGGAUUUAUUUAAAUUUCUUGAAGAGCUCAAGAGGUGCAAUCCUCCUUCAGAUAGCCCGUAUUCAAAAAUACCCAUCUUUCCAUUGUUUCCUAAUGUGGAUGGGGUGGUGAUGGGAAAGCCAUUCAAAGACAUGCAGAAAUUAGAAAUGCUAAGGAGAAAGGAGCCUCUGAACUUCUUUGAGAACUAUUUUUUCCAUAAAAGAGACUGGAAAGCACAGGCAGCAAAUAUAAAGCCUAUUGACCCCGUCUCAGGCUGUCCUACUGACAUCCUGGCCAUUGACCAAAUGCUCAAAAAGAAGCAGAAUUGGACAGUGACUGAUGCGGCAGCUAUUAAACAGCCCGUGAAGAGAGCUAUAGAUACCUAUAACUUGGGGAUUGCCCUGGAGCACCGGAAAGAAAUGCUAAACCUCUGGCAGAAGAUCCGAGGGGAUUUGAUUGGAAUAGACACUAAAAAUGAGUCCUUUUAUGAUACCUUUUCUGCUUACACAUGGUCCUGGAAUGUUUGCCAAGAAUUACUUUCACCAAAGGACUUAAGGUUAUAUGAUGCCUACAUGAAUAGGCAUACCUUCCACAACUCCGUAUUCUCUUCUUCCUCGGAUAUCAGUGAAUGUGACACAGACACAGGAAGAAAACGAAAACGGAAAGGUUUCAAAGGGUUUCGACGAUGAGAUUUCUACAUUUUCUAAACAGCUCACUGCAAACUACUUUUUCAUAGAUAUCAAAAUUGUGGUUUCUUGCUUUUGUCUAGUACAUUCUUAGCAGCUGGAAAUGUUGACAUCUUUUGAAUUCUGACCAGUAAAAAAGUUUAAGUCAUAA
This is a messenger RNA of Panthera uncia (snow leopard), 2194 nucleotides long. It is a transcript of the gene EFCAB3, whose product is annotated as EF-hand calcium binding domain 3. The record is from RefSeq and is a predicted model, not a curated record. Gene Ontology annotation, molecular function: calcium ion binding. NCBI's taxonomy places the organism in Eukaryota, Metazoa, Chordata, Mammalia, Carnivora, Felidae. The transcript has 18 exons. The coding region runs from base 136 to 2046 and encodes 636 amino acids.